AGCUCUUCGACGACACCGUCAUGGGGAAAAUGGAACAGGUCACCAUCACGAACAUGAUCCACCCCAGUCCCGGCGAUCCUAACGACCAUGAGUCUGUUCAAGGUGAAACCGCUCCUGGCGGUUGGGUCAAGGGCGGCCAUGUGACUAAGGAUGAGUCGAAGCAAACUCAAGCUUCCUAAGCGGCUAGUGUGCUUUUGGCCACCAUAGGCUGCUAGCAAUACUUGUCCUCCGUAGCAAUACAAACUAUUCUCCAACCAAGC
This is a messenger RNA of Trematosphaeria pertusa, 260 nucleotides long. RefSeq lists its product as uncharacterized. Bases 21 to 179 code for a protein of 52 amino acids. The transcript has 3 exons. The record is from RefSeq and is a predicted model, not a curated record. Lineage: Eukaryota; Fungi; Ascomycota; Dothideomycetes; Pleosporales; Trematosphaeriaceae.